AGGGUUGUAACUCAGUCAACUUGUUUUCUAAUUUCAUUCGUUUAAAUGAUCGAGUUCGAGUUCUAGUAAUCGACUAUUUUACAGAUUGGUUUGACUCAAGCAUACUUCCGAAUCCAAGAAACCCCUUUCCCUCAUUUUCCCUCCAUUCCCUCCUUCCUCCAAAAUGCCCGGCACAGUGAAAGAUAAUCCAGAAAUGAAAGUGUCUCCACUAUGGAGGUUGGUGGAGGAAUUGGACCUUGUCACGGAACAGGGUUCCGGCAUCGGGUGACUGUGCUUUCGUGCAGUUGCGGUCUCCGUCAGUCUCCACAAACCUCCUAACUUGUCUCCUUUCCCCAUUUUCAUCUCAUCAUCUCAGCUUUGAUUUCAAUUUUCAAGAUGCAGGAUUGCAGAUCGUUCCCGAAAUUAAAAGUGGGCGGUGGGGAACGAUGCGAUUCAAAGCUAGAUCGUUUUUUCGACCAGCGUGGGGGACCAAAGUCACCCCUUAUUUAUUCGUUUUCCAAUUGUGAUCAUCAAGAGGCCCUAAACCCCACAAAGCCAUUCAUCUUUUCUUCCCCGAAUCUCUGCAGCCAACGCGUGGGAUUUAUGCAUUCCUUCUGAUAUCGACAUUUUUAUAGGCAAGCAACAAGUGCGAUUAUCGUUUUUUGACCCAUAGUAAAAAUUUAUAAAUCUAUGUGUGUGUGUGUGUGUGUGUGUGUGUACACUUGUUCGUUCCUUUCCUGGUCAGGUUUUUCUUUAUUUUACCCCAACCGCCUCACUCCAAAGAAAAGAAAAGAAAAAAAAUGUGGAUCAUUGUUUGAGAGUUCACUUUUUCGGUGGUGGAAUGGGUAAAUCUUUCCAACUCUUGAAUUUUUCGAAAACGUUUUCGAAUCUGACGUUGAAUUUAGUGUGUUUUCAGGAUACCCACAUGAUUUUUUCUCAACUUUGAGGGAAAGGAGGAAGACCCAUAGCCUUUUUCUUUUUGGGAAUGAAGAUAUGUUGCUUUAUUUCGCCUAUUUUUUUUUUUAUUUGUUUUUUUAAAAAUUAUUAUGGUAUGUACCUAACCUGGAAUUCGUCCACAUUCAUCGUAGAAUGACGAUUUUUGCUGUGAAUUAGUUCUGUUAUCAGGCAUUAAACUACUAAGCUAUAGUUUCUGAUACCAGUGUUGUCCAAAUUCUGAAGAUAUAUUAGAUUAUGUUUUUCUCUUUUGAAGUUGUACUUUUUUGUGUCUUUUAUCCAUGUUAGUAAUUUUUUUCCUUUGGUUGGGUGCCCACCAAACAUUUCCAUUUCCAUUUCCAUCUUGAUAUAAAGGACAAAAUCAUAUCAACUGUUUUUUUGCAUUAAAAUGUUGGAAAGACUUGUCUUUUCAUAAAUUUCAUAGGCUUUGGUAUCGAAACGUUUUCAUCCCGUCCUUCAUAGGAAUAAUUAAAAGGCCUGCCUAGGAUUUUAUGAAUUCAUAUUCAUAUCUUAUUUCUGAAGUUUUAGAGAAUAUAAGAUAGAAUUUUGUGAGAAACUUUUGAAUUCAGGAUUGCUAUUCUUUCUAUCCUAGCAUAUUCCUUAACAUUAUUUUGCGUUCAUUUUGCGUGUAUUGAACUUCUUUUGAGGAAUUCAAACCAGAAUGGAGUUUAUGCAUCAAUCAAGAAAAAAUUGGAUGUAAGUUUUAGUUGCAGCUCUUGUUUGGACAUUUGGACUACAGUUUUGAUCUUAUUGUAAAUGAACUCUGAGAAGAUUGAUCUUCAAGAGCAAGUUCAGCAAAACCAUGGAUUGAUUACUGAGUAUUCUUGCGACUCUGUUAAUUGCUCUUCCCCAUUUUUCGGUGCCCAACAGCAUUGGAGCAUGGGAAUUUGCACGCAGGCCAUGGAUGGUGGCUUUCAAUAUCAAAAUUUUGAGACUACUAAUCUAUCCAGCCCCAAAAUGAGUUGUUUGGAAUCACCAGUUUCUGCUUUUUAUGCAACUGAACACUUUAUGGAUCUUCCACAGUAUGAGUACCAGUUUGGUAAUCCUCCUUCAGAACUGUCCAAGAAUUAUGAUCCCAAAAUCCCGUCAUACCAACCUUCUGGGGAAAGCUUUUUCAUUGAUUCACCCCAGCUAGAUGGCCCAAAUUUCCAGUCCAGAGACACCCAGCAAUCAAUUGCAAGAUCCAACAGCUCCAGCCAGCAGUACUAUAGUUCUGGAAAAUCCUAUAAAGUUCCAUGCAGCAAUCUUCAAGGGAAUAAGCAUGCUCUGGACUUGCAAAGUCAUUUGUUGGAUGAUUUUGAAUCUUCGGACAGGAGGCAAUCUACAAUUUAUAUAGAUCAAGAUCAAGAUCAAGAUCUUAGAGUCAGUCACAAUUUGUACAGUUCUUCAUAUGCACAGGUGAGGCAGUCUACUAGACCCUCUGGGUUGUCCAUUGUUCCUGGGAGCUCUGUUUCUUCUGGAGCAGUUUUCCCAACUAAGACACGCAUUAGAUGGACACAAGAUCUUCAUGAGCGGUUUGUCAAGUGUGUCAAUUGCCUUGGUGGUGCGGAGAAGGCUACGCCAAAGGCAAUCCUGAAGUUGAUGGAAUCAGAUGGAUUGACUAUCUUUCACGUGAAAAGUCAUUUGCAGAAAUAUCGGAUUGCAAAGUACAUGCCGGAUCCGACAGGAGGAAAAACUGAGAAAAUAGCUCCUAAGAAUGAUGCAACACAGCUCAACAUCAGAACUGGCAUGCAAAUCACGGAGGCACUGCAACUGCAGCUAGAUGUCCAGAGGCGUCUUCAUGAACAGUUAGAGAUUCAGCGCAAUUUACAACUGCGGAUUGAAGAACAAGGAAGGCAGCUAAAGAUGAUGUUUGAGCAGCAACACAGGAACAAGAGCCCUUCUAAGAUUCAGAACUUUGACGAUGUUGUGUCUCCAGCUGACCCUUCUACCUGCAUAGAAGACGUUCAGGAUUCGAUUGCAGAUGGUUCUGGAAAUACCCACUUCCCAUCGAAGAUAAGUUAGCUAGCUCCAGUAGGGUUAGAGCAUGCACUUGGUCUCAUCAUCCACGAGAGACUACAACUUAGGACACUAUUGCAUAUACCAUUUUAGAACUUGUAUUUCCAUACUAGCUGUUAAACACUAUAUUGUAUAAUACUUGGGUCUUAUAUUCAUUCAAUGGCACAUUAAUAUGCUCUUUUUAUUUAUUUAUUAAUUUUAUUGUCA
This is a messenger RNA of Malania oleifera, 3138 nucleotides long. RefSeq names its product myb family transcription factor PHL5. Bases 1690 to 2937 code for a protein of 415 amino acids. NCBI's taxonomy places the organism in Eukaryota, Viridiplantae, Streptophyta, Magnoliopsida, Santalales, Ximeniaceae. The record is from RefSeq and is a predicted model, not a curated record. The transcript has 7 exons. Gene Ontology annotation, molecular function: DNA binding; DNA-binding transcription factor activity.